ACAGCUGUUAUCACGAAAACAAGAAAUAUGAAAUCGAAUUCGUUUUCCACACGAAUUCUGAUGGAACGUGUGAAAAAAGCGUAAAAAACAGUGAAUAGUUUGCUGUUUUAAUACGAUUUAUUCAUAUUUCUCCACUUUAUAUGGAAGUAAUUCGUAUAGUGCUAAAGUAAAGUGACAUUGUCAGAAAAGUCGUUCAUAAUUAUUUAUGAUUAUUUAAAGUUGGUGCAUAAUCGGGUACGGAAGCAAACUAAAUAGCAACAACUCGAACAGUAUUGCCGAUCAGCCGACGUGUGUGUACAUUUGUGCUGGCUGCUGCCAUUUUUCUGUACGUAUAUUUGUUGUUGGUCGCCUUGUGUUGCUCGCAGUUCGUUGGUUCGACAUUCCAAGAAAAAAGCAGGUUGGCAAAAAUCAUAUAAAAAUAUCUAUCCUUAAUCGAAUUGACCACACCUAAUCGGCCCUAUAUUAAUAAUAAACAAAAUUUCACAAAGGGAUUGAACGAAAUAAUUGUUUAUUUGUCAUCUUUCCCCGUUGUAUAUAAUCGAAAGGCGUGUUUCAACGAUACUUGAAAACGAAAAUCGAUUUCGUUUUCGGGCUCGUGUUCUGUGAAAAGUUCGCCAGCACGUCAGCCCAUUCAGGAAAAACUGGGAGUAAAACUAAAAUAAAUAAGAAAUAUGGAAAAAUUGAAAAUAAAAACUAUAGGCGUACUACGUGAACGCGAAGGUAUUGUAAAUGAUAAUGGAAAUGGCGUAUGUCGUGUGAUGACUCUUACAACUGCAAUUACGGAUAGUGUCGGUGGUAAUGUUGCUAUUGUUGGCCAAGGAGAAGAUGUGAAAGACGAUGGUGGUGGAGGGGGUGGAAAUUAUGCACCAACUAACCGAAACACUACUGCGUCAACACUUGCUCGACAAUUACCAAAAAUGUCUGCUUUGGACUUGGCCGGAAUAUUGAAUUGUAAACGACGAUUGGAGUGGACAAAGGAAUGGCUGAAGAAAAAUCAAGCUGAAUUGCUAAGCAAAGAAAACCUACGAAAAGAAAUACUUUUCCGAAGUAAUGAAAUAUAUCACUUCAAUUGCUUCUUCAACAUAACAGAAAGACAGUUUCGUUAUUUGGUGACAAAACUAUCUCCAGUUAUAAGUUCCUAUGAACCACAUCGAAAGAAGAAAUCAUUCAGUGCAGAAGAGCGAAUUGCUAUUACACUUAAGUAUUUGGCAACGGGUGAAGUACAUUCGUGUCGUAACUAUUGCUUCCGUGCCUCGAAACCUGUGAUACUAAAAAUGAUAGCCAACAUAUGCCUCAAUAUAUACGAAUUACUCAAGGACCCAUUUGUAUCACUACCAAAGACUGAUGAGCAAUGGCAAAACGUGGCGAACGAGUUUCAACGCAAACACCGUGUGCUGAAUUGCGCUGGCAAUUUGUCCAUGCAACAAAUCAGAUUCCAUUCUUCAUCGCGGGCCGAGGAGCAAAAAGACUUUAUCAACAAACAACCACUCAUAUUCACAUCAAUAGUAGAUAUUAAUGAUAACUUUCUUUAUAUCGAUGUCGAGAAGACUCAGGCGGAAGCUUUCGACGAUAUUUAUGAGAAGUCCACAUUUAGACAGUUAAUUGAAAAUGAGGUUAAACUGCCAGUGAGUUACGAAGCACAAGAUGACAUUAGUCAAUCAUACUAUUUUGCAAGUAAAUCUGGUUUGCCCUUGAAGCCUUAUCUCUUGAGCGGACCAACCGAUGUGCCAAAUAACUCGCGAGUUAAUUACAACAAUGUCAUGAGUAUGGUAAAUAAGCAUACCGAAAAUGCAUUCCGUAUGCUGGCUAAUAUAUUUCCCAUAUUAUCACAACCUCUGCGGAUUGAUGAGGAAAAUGGUCGUAAAAUUAUACUCGGCUGUGUGGCGUUGUAUAACUUCCUCCGAAAAACAGACCGUGGAUUCUUUACGCAGACGAAAAAUAUAGCAUUACGAAAUGAUUGGGUGGACGAUGAUUGCAUACUGAUAGCAAGUGAAGAGGAGCAUGGCUUUAAUGAAGACUACACUCCAAAAGUUACAAUGACUAAUUGUUUUCAAAAUUUACAUAACCAGAAAGGGGACUCACUAUUGGGUGCAGCCAAAAGAGAUCAUGUAAUAAAACGUUUAGACGAAAUAUGUGGAAAAAUACAGUAAGAACACACAUUAAAACCAAAAUAGACAUAGUAGUAGUAAUGCGUAAGAGACAACGAAAGCUACGCAAAAAUGUGAUUCCACUAAAUUAAAAGUAAAAGACGGUAGAGUAUUACUUCUAUAGUUUUUGUCUUGAUUAGAUAUGCAGCAUUGUACUGGAGGAUUAGCCUAUAAAUUACACAUAUACAGAUACAAGUAGCUCGAAUCUAAUGUGUAAAAUACGGGUAAAAUAAGUGUGAAAAUCAGCUGCAUUGUACAUAGUUUGCCAUUUGGAUGUAACUACAUUUUAAUUUAUUUAAUAAGCAGGCAAUUUUACUUUCAGCACUUUUAGAAAAUACAUACUUACGUUUGUUGAAAUACAUAUAAUUUUAUUUAAGAGAACCGUUAAAUAGAAACGGCAGAUUUUUUUCUUUUCUUUUGUUAUAAUUAAUUAAUGCCAAGAUGUACGCAAUUACAUUUACUGAAUUUUCCAAUAGAAAUGUGAAAAUAAAAUUAAAAUAAAACGUUGGCAAUAACUGGCAUGAAACCGA
Molecule: messenger RNA, 2677 nt
Organism: Bactrocera dorsalis (oriental fruit fly)
Lineage: Eukaryota; Metazoa; Arthropoda; Insecta; Diptera; Tephritidae
Exons: 2
Coding region: 672-2150 (492 amino acids)
Source: RefSeq, a predicted model, not a curated record